GCCGGCCUAACCCGGGGGGUGCGAGAUGGCGCCGAGGAGACCGCCGUCUUCGAGGUGGCGGACGGGAGGAUCGGCGGCGCGCGAGGAGGGAACGCGUCCGCUCGGAUUCAAGAGCCAGACUGGGAAACGCAGGACCUGGCGGCCCAGCCACCAGCAAGCCUUCCCCGGGAGUGUCCGGGAGGGACAAGGUUUCGCAUUCCGGAGGAAACUGAAGAUCCAGCAGAGUUACAAGAAGUUGCUCUGGAAGGUAAAGAAGGCGCCAGCGUCCCGUGACUCGCAGUUCGUCGAUCGUUACCCAGAGCAUCUGAAACACCUCUACUUAGCCGAAGAAGAAAGACUCAGGAAACAGCAGAGAAAGGCUGGCCUGCCCAGGUCAGAAGAACAGGCUGAGGAGCCCGUGCCUGAAGAGGACUGCAACACCAACCCCGAGGGGCCUGUGUCUGAAGAGCAGUCUAGUGACUGCCGGCCUCAGCCGGAACAGCUGUCUGCACUAAAUCCAAAGAAAAAGAAAAAGAAGACUUCAAACCAAAAGGCACAAGAAGAGUAUGAGCGGGUACAAGCAAAGCGUGCUGCUAAGAAAUUUGAAUUUGAAAUGAGAAAGCAAGAAAGAGAAGAAGCUCAACGACUUUACAAAAAGAAAAAAAUGGAAGCUUUCAAAGUUCUGAGCAGAAAGACUAAAAAGGGCCAGCCAAACUUGAAUUUGCAAAUGGAGUAUCUUCUUCAGAAAAUACAAGAAAAGAGUUAGAUUAGACAAACUGUCUUUAUGGAUUCAUUUUGACUGACAGUUGCAGCUUUUUGUAUGUGUAUUGGGAGCACCUAACAGUGAACUAAAUUUGUUGACAUCAAUGGACUGGUGAAUUACAUUUUUGUUUUUGUAAUAGAAAAAAAAAUGUAUUUUUUCCACAAAGAAUGACUUUAUCCUGAAGAACUUUAAAAGCCCUCAAUGGAAUUUGAAAUAAACUAUUUCACAGU
Messenger RNA from Microtus ochrogaster (prairie vole), 972 nucleotides. It is a transcript of the gene Ccdc59, whose product is annotated as coiled-coil domain containing 59. Gene Ontology annotation, cellular component: nucleus. Lineage: Eukaryota; Metazoa; Chordata; Mammalia; Rodentia; Cricetidae. The record is from RefSeq and is a predicted model, not a curated record.